CGGGGCGGCGUCGGGGGCUGGUGGCGGUGCGUGGGACGCGCGGUGUGGGGCGCCUCCGCCGUUCCUUUGCCGACCUCAGUCCGGGCGCCGCCGCCCGCCUCUCCGUCGCUGAGCAGCCGCGGCCCGGCCGCGGGGCGACGCCGAGGCCCUGGCGCAGCCGCCGCCCCCAUCGUCUCCGCCGCGGGCGCAGACGUCGCCCGGGCCGGCGAAGGUGGGCGCCGUCCCCAACCGCCGCCUGGGCAGCGUCCGCGGAGUGCCCAUGUCGUCGCCGCCGGGGCGCCGGGCCCGCCUGUCGUCCCCCGGGACCGGCCGCUCGUCCUCCGAGACGCGCGAGGAGCUGCGGCGCCGCCUCCUGGGCCUCAUCGAGGGCAACCGCGUGAUGAUCUUCAGCAAGAGCUACUGCCCGCACAGCACGCGGGUUAAAGAACUCUUUUCUUCCUUGGGAGUUGAAUGCCAUAUCUUGGAACUUGAUCAAGUUGAUGAUGGGGCCAGUGUUCAAGAAGUGCUGUCAGAGAUCACUAAUCAGAGAACUGUACCCAAUAUUUUCGUGAAUAAAGUACAUAUGGGUGGAUGUGAGCAGACUUUCCAGGCACAUCAGAGUGGUGUAUUAGAGAAGCUCCUUCAGGGUGAUUCAGCAUAUGACUAUGACCUCAUUGUCAUUGGUGGCGGUUCUGGUGGCCUUGCAUGUGCUCAGGAAGCUGCCGUUUUGGGAAAGAAAGUUAUGGUGCUAGACUUUGUGCUGCCGUCCCCGCAGGGCACGUCCUGGGGUCUUGGUGGUACUUGUGUAAACGUAGGCUGCAUUCCUAAGAAGUUGAUGCAUCAAGCUGCCCUUUUGGGGCAGGCCUUAAUUGACUCAAGGAAAUUUGGCUGGGAGUAUAAUCAACAAGUGAAGCACAACUGGGAGACUAUGACAGAAGCCAUUCAGAACCACAUCGGCUCUCUCAACUGGGGCUACAGGCUGUCGUUGAGGGAGAAGGCUGUGGCCUACGUCAACUCCUAUGGAGAGUUUGUUGAACAUCAUAAAAUAAAGGCAACCAAUAGAAAAGGACAGGAAACUUGUUACACUGCUGCCAAAUUUGUCAUUGCAACAGGUGAGAGGCCACGGUAUUUAGGGAUCCAAGGAGAUAAAGAAUACUGCAUUACCAGUGAUGACCUUUUUUCUCUGCCUUAUUGCCCUGGCAAAACGUUAGUAGUGGGUGCAUCUUACGUUGCUCUGGAAUGUGCAGGGUUUCUGGCGGGCCUCGGCUUGGAUGUCACGGUUAUGGUGCGCUCAAUCCUUCUUCGUGGCUUUGAUCAAGAGAUGGCAGAGAAAGUGGGUUCCUACAUGGAACAACAUGGUGUUAAGUUCUUAAGAAAAUUCGUGCCUGUGAUGAUUCAGCAGUUGGAGAAAGGUUCCCCUGGAAAGCUGAGAGUAGUGGCUGAAUCCACUGAAGGGCCAGGCGCUGUUGAAGGAGUAUACAACACAGUUUUGUUAGCAAUUGGUCGUGACUCCUGUACAAGGAAAAUAGGCUUGGAGAAGAUUGGUGUCAAAAUCAAUGAGAAGAGUGGCAAAAUACCAGUCAACGAUGUGGAGCAGACCAACGUGCCCUAUGUUUAUGCCAUUGGGGACAUUCUGGAGGGUAAACUUGAGCUCACUCCUGUCGCCAUACAGGCGGGCAAGCUGCUGGCUCGAAGACUUUUUGGGGGCCGUUUAGAAAAGUGUGAUUAUAUUAAUGUGCCAACUACAGUGUUUACUCCUUUGGAAUAUGGCUGCUGUGGAUUAUCUGAAGAGAAGGCUAUUGAAGUGCAUAAGAAAGAGAAUCUGGAAGUGUAUCAUACUUUGUUCUGGCCUCUUGAAUGGACGGUAGCUGGCAGAGACAACAAUACUUGUUACGCAAAGAUAAUUUGCAAUAAAUUCGACAAUGAGCGAGUGGUAGGAUUUCACAUUCUUGGACCGAAUGCUGGUGAGGUUACCCAAGGAUUUGCAGCUGCAAUGAAAUGUGGGCUCACGAAACAGCUGCUCGAUGACACCAUUGGAAUUCACCCCACGUGUGGUGAGGUGUUCACAACCUUGGAAAUCACAAAGGCAUCGGGACUAGACAUCACUCAGAAAGGCUGCUGAGGCUAGUCCUGCUGCUGUUUGGUUUCCUCGUCCUGUUCCCAUUUCUCUGAAGGAAGAUGCUCUCGGCUGAGGUGAGGCUGUGCUCGUGGCACCUGCCCUGGCGUGCAGGGACCGGUGCAGAGAUGAGACAGUGGACGAGGAGACAGGACAGCAGCGGGGGCGGCCGCUCGGCAGGCUUGCUGACUGGGAGAGGCAGGUGCACUGCUCCUUGACGUCUUCGCUCACAGCCUCUCUGAGGGGAGCCAGGACCGAUGCUCUUCCAAGUCAGAGCGGAGCCUCCCUCUGGCAGACCUUGUCCUCACACAACUACCCUAAGUUACUUUGCUGGUCGCCAGUGUUUUCAUUCCCUUGCUUUGUUGUUCCUCUGAAGAUAUUUCCUCGGGUGUGAAACUAUGAAGUGGUGAUCCUCCAGGGCGUGGGCCUGGGAUUCACACGCGGUCCUAGCGAGCGGCAUCUGUGGAAAUGCCCUCGGGUAGCUGGCUGCAGAGGACGGGCUGCGUUGGUAGAGGCGGCACCCGCCGUGUGGAGUUUGGUCAGCCGUCUUCUCCCUUGAGUGCACGUGGACCCACUGUCGGAAACCUGCCUCACGCCUCACCCGCUCCUGGUUUCCUGAUGCUCACCACCGUGGAGUCCUUCUCCUCUUAGUGUCUCUAGACCGUGUGGAAUAUCUCCUGUCGGAGAAACGUGCUUGAAUUUCUUUUUCCUGUUGAUCUUAAGAGUAAUAUUAAAAAGUUUUCAAUACUGUA
Messenger RNA from Equus caballus (horse), 2847 nucleotides. RefSeq names its product thioredoxin reductase 3 (gene TXNRD3). The record is from RefSeq and is a predicted model, not a curated record. Gene Ontology annotation, cellular component: mitochondrion; cytosol. Gene Ontology annotation, biological process: cell redox homeostasis; glutathione metabolic process; cellular response to oxidative stress. NCBI's taxonomy places the organism in Eukaryota, Metazoa, Chordata, Mammalia, Perissodactyla, Equidae. Gene Ontology annotation, molecular function: thioredoxin-disulfide reductase (NADPH) activity; flavin adenine dinucleotide binding; glutathione-disulfide reductase (NADPH) activity.